AUGCAUCAGGUAAAGGAAUUCUUCCAUAUCAAACGAUGCAACAAGUGUCAGGGCUUCCGACACCUCGCUAAAGACUGCCCCAACACCAGGCCGUUCUGUGGUAACUGUGCAGGACAUCACAAGUGGUGUGCAUCAACUAUGCAAUGCACAACCAAAUACACGGGACACAGUACCCAAUCAGCCACCGCACUGACAACCAGAGCUGCUCCUGCUACAAGGGAGAGAUCGGAAAUUGCCACGUCAGCCCUACUAGAUGCCAAAACCAAAUUUCAACCCAACAUCAUUCUAGUACAGGAGCCAUACAUCCUAGAUGGUAGAAUAGCAGGCAUACCAAGGUCUAGGAACCAAUACACCUCCAAGAACAACAAAGCGGGAAUCAUCACCCUCCCAACCUAUUCAAAGCCACUCCUCCUGUCUACUUCCGAAAAUAGUAUUAGUAUAAAAAUCCAAACAGACAAAGGCCCACUAACCGUAACUUCAUCUUACUCAUCGCCAAAUGGAAAUAUACAAGAAGCAACCCAAGAAAUAGAGCAAUUAAUAACCAAUCUAAACGAAGAAAGCAUAAUAAUUGGGGCUGACUGGAAUGCCCACAAUAGGCUCUGGGGGUAUCCCAAUGAAGACACCAAAGUCUCCCUGGUAGAGGAUUUCCUACUCACAAAAGAACUCUUUCUCCUCAACGAUGCCAAUUCUCCACCAACCUUUGAGCACAAUUUCUCCAAAGACUGGCCAGACCUAACAAUAGUCAAAGGAGCAGACCUCGCAAACUCAGCAAAGUGGUCCGUCUCGGAGUCUUACUCCCACAGCGACCACAAAUACAUAACAAUAGAAAUCAAUAUACCCCAAACGCAGCACCACUAUACAAGAUUUAAAACCGCCUAUGGGGGCCAUAAGAGAAUGCUGAACAUCUUGGCCACCAUGCUACCGGAAAUCAACAGGAAAAUAAAAGAGAGCCGAAAAAAAACAGAAUUAAAAGCAAUAAUAGCCCUCCAAUCUGCAAUAUAUAAAGCCUGCAAGAAAGUUUACAAAAUUAAAAAAGUCAAAACAACACACAACAACUGGUGGAACCAAUCCCUCCAAAUAAGGAAAAAGGAGUUGCAAGCCCUGAAAAGAAGACUGAACAAAUCACCAAUAGCCGAAAAAACUCAAUAA
Messenger RNA from Argiope bruennichi, 1149 nucleotides. RefSeq lists its product as uncharacterized. Gene Ontology annotation, molecular function: nucleic acid binding; zinc ion binding; catalytic activity. NCBI's taxonomy places the organism in Eukaryota, Metazoa, Arthropoda, Arachnida, Araneae, Araneidae. The transcript has 2 exons. The coding region runs from base 1 to 1149 and encodes 382 amino acids. The record is from RefSeq and is a predicted model, not a curated record.